UAUGACAUUUUAUUUAUAGUGAGUAAUUUCCAGACUGUUUUUGCGCCCUUGCCUUGAAUGGCAUUUCGGGAAGAGGACACACUUUGUUGUUUUUGUUUGGAGUCCAAAAUCGUGAUCUUAACUCCAUCCGAAGGACUCUCGCGAUAUUUUGCGACGGUCACCACUUCCUUUUCAGUAAACGAGUAGGCGGAAUGAGACCAAAGAGGACCUGUAUCGGCGACUGACUGUAAUAUAACUCUUACAAAUGAAAUUUAUGCGUGCGUAAAAAAUAGUAAGAACAGUGCUGUGACAUUUUUAUGUUUAAUAGAUAUGUUGGUGUUUUAAUGAGUCGCUUAUAACGGGACACAUUAACGUUACGCAACAUUUACUGUUUAUCGUAAGAGGAACGGGCGUGUUUCCUCAAGAAAGCCAGCUAGAUGGAUGAUUUCACGUUGAAAGAUAUGGAUUAAAAAUCGACGAAAUGAUCCGCCACAUUUGCGUAGGGGUGGUUUUGACGCUGUUGAUCAACAUGGAGGGGACAUUUUGCUUAAAUCCGCCUCAGGAUGUCAGGAUAGUCCAAUCAGUUCUUCAAUGGAAGAGGCCUCCAGACGAUGAUGGCAGUUUCCUGUAUACACUGCAGUAUAAACUUGACUCCAAAACAGAUUAUGAAUGGUACAAUGUGACGAGCCAUAACGGAACAGAGUUAAGAUUUCAAAUCACUUCUGAGUUUUAUGGUGCAGUAUUUCGAGUGCGCUCAGAGAAAGGAAACAAUGUGUCGGAAUGGAAGCGUUCAAAACCAGUCCAGUGUGUAAAUGCUAACUUCUGUGCUCCUGUGUUUAAACUGUCUGUGAAACCUGGAAUGGCUUAUGUGACUAUGGCACAUAUGGACAAGAGCUUACAGAGAGAAGAUGGAGAAAAUGUUGCAUUUAAUAUAUCAUUCUGGAAAGUGAAUAACGGAGGAUACUCAAAGGCAGAGUUUAUUACUACAAAAAGCGAGAAUGAAGCCAUUUUUACUCUGGAAUCAGGGCAAAACUACUGUUUCCAUGUUCAGUAUUCGCUCUAUGGAAACCCUUAUGGGAAUGUUAGCAACCAAAUUUGUGCAAUCAUCCCAGAAACACCUGAAAUGAUGAAGAGCCGUGCUUUGCUCUAUAGUAUAUUAAUUUCAUUUCUUGUUACGGCCAUGUGUGGAGUCUGCAUUUUUCUGCUUUUUAAACACCACAAAAAGGUCAAACAGUUUUUACAACCACUUCGCCUGGAAAUUCCUGACCAUUAUCAAGAGUUUUUUAGGUCUGGGGAGUUUCCUCUUCAAGCAUGUCCAAGUCCCAGCAGUCAGAGUUUGCGGUCAUAUGACAUGAUCACAGUAAUAGAGAACAGCCAUUUGGGGCAGAAAGGCCAAGAAGAGGAACAAGAAAAAAACAUUUUAACUUCACGAUUUUAUGCAUGUUCUUAGUUUAUUUACUGUUUUUUUGGCAAAUAAUAUACUUUGCACUUCAUUAACAAACUUUGCUGACAAAUUCAGAUCUGUGUGUAAACAUAUGUUUUUGUUGAAUACUGGUUCAGGAUCGGAUGACAUUGAUAUGAGCAAUAGGGUUUAUAUAUUGUUUGGGUAUAUAUGGUAUAUAUAUAUAUAUUAUUAUAUAUUAUAUAUAUUAUUACUUGGAGUAGUUUUUUACAUUUAUUUCAGCUAUUUGUGUUAGAUUAGAUAGCAUUUCUAGCUCUAUUGACACUAAAUAUGAAAGUUAUUGUUUGUUGCACCAGUUUUAGGACAAUGUAAUCACUAUCUACAUCUCAUCUGCAUAGGUAUGGAAAAAACGGGGGUUGAGCUCAAGUAAAUAAUUAAAUUCCUUCCCAUAAACAUUUAAAUAUGGUUAAAUAUAUACGAAGUUUGCAAAUUACUGUAUUAAUUUAAUUUGCUCGUUAUUGUUUGGCACUAUAACUGGGAUUGGCCACUCCAUUCUAUCUUCUGAUAUUCCUUCUCUGUUACAACACAAGACACAAGUGCUCAGUUUUUAGUAUUAAGUAUUGAAUUAACUUGAUAUUAUUUAAAGUUCCUUAUUAAUAGCAGUGUACAGUUGGUCUUGUCUUCCCCACUUCUUGUAUAUUUAUAUAUUUUUUAUUUCUGAAUAGAAAAAGAAAAUUAUUUGGUUGCCAUAAUUUCAAAAAUAUAACAUAGCAAAGCAUUUCAUGUAACAAAUACAGUUAUCUACGCUGAUGAAUUCUUUAUGGAAGAAAGGAAGAUCUUUGAAAAGUGGCACUAUCUUAAAAAAGCAGAGUCUGUGUCAGAGCUUAUUUUAAUUGCAUGUUAGUUUGGGUUGCUCAGCUUGUUUGUGUUUUUAUGUUGUAGAAAAAAUCUGAAAGCCUUAAUUUGUCAUAGUUGCCAUUUGACAAACAAUACCAAGUUAGUAUUUGUGGUCAAUAUUCUUUUACACUGUAAAAUGCACUUGUCAAAUAAGUGUGGACUUGAAUAUAUGUGAAAAUAGUCUUUGAAAUUUGAACUACUGCUAAUUGAUAAUGUAAACGUUUGUCGUUUGCUUCUCUUGUUUUAAUGAAUAGCCUACUACAGGUUUUGUAUUAAUUUGCUCAAGAGGAUUUCUGCGAGUUUCAUAAUUGUGAAAAACGGUGAUAGAAAUAAAAAAAGAAAAGAAAAAAACGGUUAUCUUUUCUUUGAUUAUU
Messenger RNA from Onychostoma macrolepis, 2652 nucleotides. It is a transcript of the gene ifngr2, whose product is annotated as interferon gamma receptor 2. The transcript is spliced from 7 exons. The record is from RefSeq and is a predicted model, not a curated record. Gene Ontology annotation, molecular function: protein binding. Bases 461 to 1429 code for a protein of 322 amino acids. Lineage: Eukaryota; Metazoa; Chordata; Actinopteri; Cypriniformes; Cyprinidae.